GGAGCAGAGCCGGCACCACCUCGCGCCACCACGUACGCGCCCCGGCCCGCCACUCCCCAGCCGAAGCCGCGCCGAGAUUUCUCAUUCCAUCUCCUUUCUCUUCCAUAGUUCACACCCCUCCGCCGUCCGCACGCGCGCACCUAAUUAAGCUACAAAACCCAGCCUUACACGGCAGGGGCACACGGCCAGUUUCUUGGCCUUCGCGGCACGCCACACCGGCACCGGAGCAGCUCUUCUUUUCAUCGGCGGCGGGGGCAGCUUAUCGGCUUAUCGCAGGACGUGCAGGGGGUGUGGGAGCUUGCGGUGCGGAGUACGCCGAAAAAUGGGCUGCUUGGGGUGGUUCAAGAGGCGGAAGCCCAGGAGCAGGAGGCGGGGCUCGUCGGGCCCGGCCACGACGACGACUUCGGCGGUGAGCACGAGCCGGUCGGACGACUCGGGGGCGGUGCGGCCGGUGAGCAAGUCGACGACGACGACGACGGGGUCGUCGACCGUGUCGCAGCGGAGCAUCACGGAGUUGUACGAGGAGCGGGGCCACGGCCAGCUGCGGGCGUUCGAGUUCGAGGAGCUCCGGGCCGCCACCAACGACUUCAGCCGCGCGCAGAAGCUCGGCGAGGGCGGGUUCGGCAGCGUCUACAAGGGCUACGUCCGCCCGCUCGAUGCCAAAGGGGACCGCAUCGCCGUCGCCGUCAAGCGGCUUAACCUGCGCGGUCUCCAGGGGCAUAAGCAAUGGUUGGCAGAAGUACAGUUCCUUGGGGUUCUUGAGCACCCUAAUCUUGUAAAGCUUCUUGGAUAUUGCGCUACUGAUGGUGAAAGGGGGGCCCAAAGAUUAUUGGUUUACGAGUAUAUGCCUAAUAAGAGCUUGGAAGAUCACCUGUUCAGCCGAAUUUAUUCUCCUCUCUCGUGGAAUAGAAGGCUUCAGAUAAUCUUGGGUGCUGCAGAAGGAUUGGCUUACCUGCAUGAAGGGUUAGAACUUCAGGUGAUCUACCGGGACUUCAAAGCGUCGAACGUCUUGUUGGACAAGGACUUCCAAGCAAAGCUAUCGGACUUCGGGCUAGCAAGGGAAGGGCCAACAGAAGGGAACACUCAUGUCUCAACUGCGGUUGUUGGGACGCACGGGUAUGCGGCGCCGGACUACAUUGAGACGGGGCACCUGACGGCGAAGAGCGACGUGUGGAGCUUCGGGGUGGUGCUGUACGAGAUCCUGACAGGGCGGCGGUCGCUGGACAGGAACCGGCCGCAGGGGGAGCAGAAGCUGCUGGAGUGGGUGGGCCAGUUCGGGCCGGACAGCCGCAACUUCCGGAUGAUCAUGGACCCCAAGCUCCGCGGCGAGUACUCCUCCAAGGCCGCCAGGGAGAUCGCCAAGCUCGCACAGAGCUGCCUCGUCAAGAACGCCAAGGAGCGGCCCGCCAUGAGCGAGGUCAUCGAGGUGCUCAGGCGGGCCGUGCAGGUCGAGCUAGCCGCCCCCAGCCCCGGCCCAGGGGACAAGCCCAACAGCGCCGGCAAGGGGAAGAGGGUCGACGUGGCACCGCCGUCGAGGAGAUGACUGAAUGUAUGUUGUCACGGAGAGUUUUCUUCUCUGUUUUUUAGGCGAGGUUUACGUGUAGUUAUGCGUACGCUAGUUUAGAUGAUUUGAUUUGGCGGAUUCUUGCUGGUGUUCCCCUCCCCCUUCUCUUGUGAGGCUUGUUUUGGAUGAAGAAUGAGUUAAUAUACGUAUAAAGAAUCCAAAUUAACCAUA
Messenger RNA from Brachypodium distachyon (stiff brome), 1735 nucleotides. Its product is annotated as probable serine/threonine-protein kinase PBL19. The record is from RefSeq and is a predicted model, not a curated record. Gene Ontology annotation, molecular function: protein kinase activity; ATP binding. Bases 323 to 1543 code for a protein of 406 amino acids. Gene Ontology annotation, biological process: protein phosphorylation. Lineage: Eukaryota; Viridiplantae; Streptophyta; Magnoliopsida; Poales; Poaceae. The transcript is spliced from 4 exons.